Messenger RNA from Trichoderma asperellum CBS 433.97, 683 nucleotides. RefSeq lists its product as uncharacterized. The record is from RefSeq and is a predicted model, not a curated record. NCBI's taxonomy places the organism in Eukaryota, Fungi, Ascomycota, Sordariomycetes, Hypocreales, Hypocreaceae.
CUCAUACUUGCAAAAUAAUCACUUCUUCCAAACAUAAUUUCCUCACCACUUGCCGACAAUGCUCUUCAAGACUACAAUUCUCUUGCCUGCACUUGUUGCACUUGGCCUUGCCACUGCGGUUCCUGGUCCUGAGGUUGAAGAUGAUCUCGUUGCCCGUGGUCCAGAAUUUGAAGAAGAUCUCGCCGCUCGUGGUGCCUUUGUUGAGGACGAUCUCGCUGGUCGAGAUCUUGAAGACGAUCUCGCUGCUCGUAGUGGACAUGGACAUCCAGACUGUGGCCAAUUUGCAUCUUGGAGCUCACAGUUCAACCGAUGCUUCUGCAGACAGCCUGGAUACAUAUUCUACCCGAAUGGGAAGUUUUGCUGUCAGCGCGAUUACACGUACUACCCAGAUGGAAGGGUUUGCUGUCCGCGCAGCUACUUUUACGAUCACCAACGUCAUAGAUGCUGCCGAAGACAGGACUACGAUUUCAAACAUGGAAGGUGCCGCCAUUAAACAACUUUUGCCAAUCCUGAGUGGUGGUUGAUGAAAAGAGAUAAGAUGGAUACUUCAAUAAAAACGAUUCUGAGUUUCAACAUUCAUUAUGUCAUUAAAAUAAACACCGUUCAUUAAUUAGGUAAACAAAUAACAUUCAUUCAUUCGAUGUAAAGUAGCCAAAUUGAACGAACUUUUGUUUUCGUCCGGU